AUGAGUCACCGAUCAGACGCCAUCCAUCUGCCCUGGGGUCAGACGAGCGGUCAGGGCCUCGGAAACCAGGGCGUCCGCACCCAGCCCAUGGAGAUGAUGCUGCACUUGAAGCAGGCCAUCGAGAAGCAUAUGGGGCAGCUCAUCACCAGGCACCAGCAGCAGGACCUGGUGCCAGAGGAGGAGAGGCCUUAUCAGGCCCCCGGGGAGCAGGAAACCCUCCUGGGCAACCUAAUGUACCAGUUGGUCAAUCUCCUACAGUCUGGGGCCACGGGUGGCCCGGGGCUCCAACCGUCCUGCCCUUCCCUGGAUGUGAAGGGUGAUGCUAGAGGUGGGCAAUGGGCCCAGUCAUCCAGGCAGCCUGCCCAGCCAGGUUACCAACUGAAUGACCCUGAAGCGACAUUUGUCAGUCAGUACCUGUCCAGCCGUGGGAUCGACAUCUCUGCCUCCUACCAGGCCAGCUUCCGGGACUACAAGAUGUACCAAGGAGAUAAAUACCAUGAGGACGAGAAUACCUUGGGCUUCAUUAACCUUGGCCUCAGUGAGAAUAAGCUCUGCCUUGAUCUGAUGACUGAAAGGUUGAGUCAGAGUGAUAUGAAUGUCGUCGAGGAUGUCCUGCUGCAGUAUCCUGAUUGGUCCGGGCAGCCAUUCCUGCGGGAGGAGGUGGCCCGGUUCCUGACCUGCUAUUGCAAGGUACCUGCUCAGCUCGAUCCGGAAAAUGUAGUUGUUCUAAAUGGCUGCUCCUCUGUAUUCUCCACACUGGCCAUGGUUCUGUGUGAUGCAGGAGAGGCCUUUCUGACCCCCACCCCCUUCUAUGGUGGCUUCGUCUUUAGUUCCAGCCUGUAUUCGAAAGUUGAGCUGAUUGCCGUCCACCUGGACAGCGAGAGCACGGAUGCAAACCCCUGUCCGUUCCAGCUCACCGUGGACAAGUUAGAGCGAGCUCUGCUCGAGGCAACCCUUGCAGGGAAAAAGGUCAGAGGCCUCAUACUAAUCAACCCUCAGAAUCCCCUCGGAGAUGUCUACUCCCGAGACUUACUGGAAGAAUGCCUGGAAUUUGCCAAGAGGUACAACCUCCAUGUGAUUAUAGAUGAGAUUUACAUGCUGUCUGUGUUUGACGAAUCCAUCACAUUCCACAGCGUUCUGAGCAUGGAAAGUUUGCCUGACCCCAACAGGACCCAUGUGAUCUGGGGCACCAGUAAGGAUUUCAGCAUCUCUGGCUUCCGCUUUGGUGUUCUUUACACGCACAACAAGGAGGUGGCCUCUGCCGUGAGCUCUUUUGGCUAUCUCCACGGUAUCUCUGGCAUUGCCCAGUACAAGCUGUGCCGGCUGCUUCAGGACCGAGAAUGGAUUGACACAGUGUACCUGCCCACUUACCGCUCCAGGCUGCAGAAAGCUCAAAGAUACAUUACUAAGAAGCUGAAGGCAUGGGGGAUCCCUUUUCUCAACCGUGGCUCUGGCCUCUACAUCUGGAUCAACUUGCAAGUGUACCUGGAUCCGUGCACCUUUGAGGAAGAGCUGCUGCUGCAUCACCGCUUUCUGGACAACAAGCUUAUGUUGUCCCGCGGCAAGACCUACACGUGUAAGGAGCCGGGCUGGUUCCGCCUUGUCUUUGCAGAUAAGCCCCUCCGGCUAAAACUAGCCAUGCACCGGUUCUACCAGGUGCUGGAGGAGCAGAAGCAGCGUCUGAGAGUGAAGCAGCUGGAGAGCACACAGAGAGAGUAAGCGGUCGGCCUCCUGCCCAGAGGCUGCAGCCAGGCACCUGCU
Lontra canadensis (Northern American river otter) is the source of this 1761-nucleotide messenger RNA. RefSeq names its product 1-aminocyclopropane-1-carboxylate synthase homolog (inactive) like (gene ACCSL). The transcript is spliced from 14 exons. Gene Ontology annotation, molecular function: transaminase activity; pyridoxal phosphate binding. NCBI's taxonomy places the organism in Eukaryota, Metazoa, Chordata, Mammalia, Carnivora, Mustelidae. The record is from RefSeq and is a predicted model, not a curated record. Gene Ontology annotation, biological process: biosynthetic process; amino acid metabolic process. The coding region runs from base 1 to 1719 and encodes 572 amino acids.